GACUCUAAGAUUGCAACAGAGGAUGUCUUGACCGUACAAGAUUGGCAAACCUUGGUAGAGCUGCGGAAUAUCCUUUCCAAUUUUGCCGCUCUCACCAAAAAGUUCGAAGGCAACGAUCCAACCUUCCCUACGGUCAUCGCUACGGUCUUUGCGCUGAGGGAGAAUCUGAAAAAGGAGAUGGCGCGAUACCACGAUAAUCUGGGAGCAAUUGUCUUCGAUGGCCCGGACAUUUCGCGUCACGAGCUCCCGCUGAACCAACCAAGUGUACUAGAGCCGCUGGUCCCAGCCACUCCGCAGGAACGACCUCAACGUCAGGCAGGUGUUCCACAGCGGUUCAAAGACUGCGAGAUCGAUUUACCUAAGAGGCGAGCUAUCACGCAACAGCUGCAAGACCAAGCCACCCCCAAGGAUGCAAUACACGCAGUGGUAGACUCAGAGGCUCCCGACGUUGACGUUAGAUUCAUCCGCACCGGUAUUCAGUUCGCUAUCGCCAAGUUGGACGAAUAUUACGAGAUGUUGCGGCAAGCGCCAGUCUACUGGUAUGCGAUGAUCCUGCAGCCCGGCGAUAUAACGAGGUGGAUCGAGAGGAACCUUGACGAAGAAGAGAGCUCCUGCAUCAUUUCCUCCUUCAAACAGUUCUUCAUCCAGGAAUAC
Molecule: messenger RNA, 654 nt
Organism: Parathielavia appendiculata
Lineage: Eukaryota; Fungi; Ascomycota; Sordariomycetes; Sordariales; Chaetomiaceae
Exons: 1
Source: RefSeq, a predicted model, not a curated record